CACAAUCCCAUGUUUCAUACCAUUACCUUAACACCAUAACAUAUAGUAACUCCAUUCUCCAUUUUUUUUGUAACUUACCUUUGUGUUACACACAUACUAUAGAUUUUACUGGUUUGUGAUUAACACGAUCAAGAUCAAGACCAUAAUAUCAGCAUUAGAUUAGUACUACCACCAACCAAUACUAGGAUCAAAAUCACGACCAACCAAUACUAGGAUUGGUACUAGGUACACCAACCAAUACUAGAAUCAGUACCACAACUGGCACCAGAAUCAAAACCACGACCAAGUAGUACUACCCCACUCCACAACGAGUUAUAUUUGUGUGCAUUGUAAGAUGGAGAGGCACGUGGGGUUUGAGGAUGUUCUAAGAUAUUUUGAUGAAGAUGGGGAUGGGAAGGUUUCGCCUUUGGAGCUGAGGAAGGGGUUGGGAAUGAUGGGUGGGGAGCUUUUGAUGAAAGAAGCUGAGAUGGCAAUUGAAGCAGUGGAUUCAGAUGGUGAUGGGUUGCUGAGUUUGGAGGAUUUUGUGGCUCUUGUGGAAGCAGAGGGAGAGGAGCAGAAGUUGAAGGACUUGAAGGGAGCUUUUGAGAUGUAUGACUCUGAGGGGUGUGGGUUCAUAACCCCCAAAGGGUUGAAGAGAAUGCUCAAGAAGAUGGGUGAGUCCAAGUCCAUUGAUGAGUGCAAAGGGAUGAUCAAACAGUUUGAUUUGAAUGGGGAUGGCAUGCUUAGCUUUGAAGAAUUCAGAAUCAUGAUGCAGUGAGCCAUUUUCUUUUUCCUUCAUUUUCUCCAUAUUGGAGGGUUAAGGGGAUUUCAUUUAUCUGUUUGCACAACGUGCAUGUCUAUAACUCUUAUUGGUAUAUUCUGUUUUUGUCUUGUGCAAUCAUACAUGUAUAUUUUAAGAAUAAUAAUAUCUAGAUAUUCAAAUAUUUCUAGCUAACAGCUUAUUGAGGUUUCAUAUUUUUGUUUAUUUUUCCUUUCUUAUUACAUUAUAUAUUUACUACACUUUUUUAUUUUUAAUUUUCUGGCGUAUAUUAAUAUAUUAAGUAUAUUAGCUCAAGUAUGUAAGAUACUAUUGUGGAUUAGUAAGUGGAAGAUGUUACUAUUUA
Messenger RNA from Cajanus cajan (pigeon pea), 1103 nucleotides. RefSeq lists its product as uncharacterized. The record is from RefSeq and is a predicted model, not a curated record. Lineage: Eukaryota; Viridiplantae; Streptophyta; Magnoliopsida; Fabales; Fabaceae. Gene Ontology annotation, molecular function: calcium ion binding.